Molecule: messenger RNA, 3730 nt
Organism: Lytechinus variegatus (green sea urchin)
Lineage: Eukaryota; Metazoa; Echinodermata; Echinoidea; Temnopleuroida; Toxopneustidae
Product: putative N-acetylated-alpha-linked acidic dipeptidase
Exons: 17
Coding region: 222-2426 (734 amino acids)
Molecular function (GO): carboxypeptidase activity
Source: RefSeq, a predicted model, not a curated record
GGUUGUUCGUUGUCAUGAAGAGCAUCUGACAAUGCAUUCGUCAUGUUCUUGAAUUCGUCGUGCGUCGUAGAGCGAAAAGUACCUAUUUACACCAAACCAAGAGGUGCUAAUCUAUCCCACCUCCCUGUUUAUACCUUGAUAAGAUUACAAAACCUGCCGCAAGUCGUACGCGCUUUGUACAUGGACUGCUACAUGAUAAAUGGUCUAACCUCCAUGGUUGUAUGACGAUGAAGCAAUCGAGAACAUGUCUGCUCUGUCUUGGUUUCGCGGUUGUCGGUGCCAUCCUUUUGGGGGUCGGGAUUCUGAUCGGGUUUUAUGGAAUCUCGGACGGACCGUGUCCGACCUCGACGUGGGAAGAAGAUGAAACGAUUACGAGUAAGAUGAUGGACGAAUGUAAGGCGGAAAACAUUGAAAGGAAUCUCAAAGAAUUGAGCAGACGACCUCACUUGGCGGGAACACCAGCUGAGAAGGAGAAUGCUGAGAUGCUUGUCAAUCUAUGGACCGAGUACGGAUUCGAUUCGGUUCGGUUACUCUCCUAUGAUGUUCUCUUGGCUUACCCUGAUCCGGACAAUCCGAAUAAAGUGAUGUUAACAGAUAAUGGAGUACCUGUUUUCACCAGUGCUCUGACCGAGGCUGUCCUCCGACCUGAGGAUAAUAAUACAGAUGCUGUACCGCCGUUCAGUGCAUACUCGGCACAGGGAGAACCAGAGGCCCCUCUCGUGUAUGUCAACCAUGGAACAUCGGAUGAUUUUGACUGGCUAGCCAAGAACAGACCAGAUAUCAAUAUCAAUGGAUCAAUCGUCAUUGUCAAAUACGGCAAAGGUUUUCGUGGACAUAAAGUACUUAAUGCUCAAAAAGCAGGUGCUUUAGGAGUAAUCAUCUAUUCAGAUCCUGCAAAUUAUGCUCAAGAAGGUCAUAACGCAGCGUAUCCGACAGACUGGUGGUUACCGGAUACCGGUACACAGCGAGGUAACGUGUUUGUUGGGAGCGCAAAGGGAGAUCCGGCUACUCCCGGUUAUCCGUCUAAACCUUAUAUGUACCGGUUAAACGAUACGGAUACCACUCUCCCGACUAUCCCGGUGCAUCCGAUUAGCUACGGUGAUGCACAACAUCUGCUCAGUGAGCUUGCAGGUGAUGAGGUUCCUGAUGCCUGGAAGGGAGGUCUCAACAUCACAUAUAGAUUCGGACCUGGUUUCACUAAUCCCAACAGAAAGGUGAAAAUGAGCAUUCAUACUUCAAGAGAGAUUCGAACCAUCUACAACGUAAUUGGUGUCAUCAACGGAGCAGUCGAGCCAGACCGUUACGUGUUGCUAGGCAACCAUCGUGAUGCCUGGGUGUACGGUGCCGUCGAUCCAUCCAGUGGAACGGCAGUUCUUAUGGAGACAACAAGAGUCUACUCCCAAAUGAUAAAAACAGGUUGGCGACCACGAAGGUCUGUGAUGUUCUGUAGCUGGGGAGCCGAGGAGUAUGGUCUACUAGGAUCGACUGAGUUUGUGGAGGAAUAUCAAAAGAUUCUUGGCGAGAGGGCUGUGGCUUAUAUCAACGUAGACAGCGCUGUGGUGGGGAAUUAUUCAUUUGUUGCCAGGGCAACGCCCCUCCUACAGCAGGCUUUAAUGGAUGCAACUAAAAAGGUACCAGACGGUGAGACGCAGGAACGGUCAGUCUAUGAUCUAUGGUUACAGCGAAUCCCCGGUCCUGAUAGCAAGCCUUACGUGUCAGUGAUUGGAUCAGGCAGUGACCACGCCCCGUUCAUGCACCGUAUUGGAGUGCCUUCCACCGACCUGCUUUAUGUCUAUGACCUCAGUUUGGGCUUAUCAUCUUACCCCGUCUACCAUUCCGUGUAUGAGAACUUUUACUACGUAAAGAACUUCUUGGACUGGAACUUCUGGCGCCAUCAGGCCAUGGCAAGAGUCUUUUUAGAAUUCUCGCGAGAUCUCGCGGACUCCGCAAUUCUUCCGUUCGGUUGCACGGAUUAUGCCACAAAGCUCAGGCAAGCUGCACAAGGCUUGAAGAGUAAUUUCGGGGAAAAGAUUACUCAGAAUGGGAUCGAUUUUGAUUACAUGGACUCGGCGCUAGAUAAUUUUACAGAAGCAGCACAUCAUUUUGAAAUGCGCCUAGCUGAUAUUGAUUUAAAAGAUUCAUUUGCAGUAAGACGUGUUAAUGAUCAGAUGAUGCAACUUGAACGAGCUUUUAUUGAUCCAGCAGGGCUCCCUGAUAGGAAAUGGUUGAGGCACUUAAUAUUUGCACCCAGCAGCAUUGAUUCCUAUGCUGGUUCUGAGUUUCCUGCCGUGGUCGAUGCCCUGUAUCGUAUCGACGACGAUCCCGAUCAACAGGCUCGAUGGGAUAAUGUGAGAAAGCAACUAGCAAUCUUAACAUUCACGAUCCAAUCAGCGGCCAGUACACUCAGUGACGUCACACAACUGUGAUUUCCUCAUCCAAUCAAAGGCCAGUAAACCCCCGGGAACGUAGGGAAGUGCAGCCAUCCGUAUCCAGUCUUCGGCCAGUACACUCAUUGACGUCACACAAAUUCAGCAGGAUUUCCUGCUGAUAUCUAACGACAUACCAAUAGGAUAUCGCACAGUGACGUACGGAUGGUUCAAGAACAUAGAAAAUGUAUUGCAAAUGCCCAUCAAGACAAAGAACAGCCAUGAAGUCUUUGUCGACAAUUGGUGGAUCAAAAUUGCAGUUUCGUCCUGGAAUCUGGACAAACGACAUUAUUUUUACAUUUUCGUCAUCUACGAAACUUGGGUCGAUAAUGUUGUUGAGGUUAACCAAUUUUCGACAAAGACCUCCCAGCUGUACUUUGUCAUUUGACGGGGAAUUUUCAAUACAUGUAUUGUGUUCUUGAAUCCUCCCUACGUCGCCGAGCAAAAAAUCCCUAAUACUUCAACUUUCCCUGAACAGUCAGUUUAGGUGCUACUUCUUUUCUUCAUUCAUUAUUUUUUUUCUUCCUUUCUAUUUUUAUUCUUCUUCGACAAUAUCUGGGAGAUACAAUAACUUCAAGCACUUGAACCAUUUCUUGAUGUAUUAUAAAUUGCUGUUUUUCUUAUGAUUGGAAAAUAGCUAGGGGCUUCCCAGCUAGAAAUGGAAAUAAAACAAAAUGAAAUAAAAUGAAAUGAAAUGAUAAUGAUUUAUGGUAUGAUUUAUUUAUAGUCAUACAUUAACUGGUAUGUUGGGUUUUUUGGGUUCCCUUUUGGGGUUGUUGUUUUUGUCGGUGUUUUGUUAAUAAGACUGUCCAGUUAUAUCUCUUUUGAAUGCUCUACCGAUCGAUGGCCAACAUCUAUAUAAUCAAAAAUGAGUGAACAAAAAGGAAGUAAAAAUUUUACAGUGUUAUUGAGGGAGUUGUAUGUUUUUUUUUCGAUGGAAUUUGAUUUGUGUAUACAAAUAAAAUAAUGUGAAAACCUUGUCGAUUCAUGGAUUGUGAUUAGAUGUAGAGGUGAUAAUUGAAGUCAACCUAUCUUAAUAUAGGGCUUAUGAGAUAAAAAAAAAUCACAAUAGUGAUAUCACAAUCGGGAUAGAUUGACUAGCACAAUUUCUCAACAAAUUGUCACUACUACUACUACUACUGGUUGAAGAAUUAGUAGUAGCAGUAGUAGUAGUAGUAGUAGUAGUGAUAGUAGUAGUACGACUACUUUUACUAAUACAACUACUGCAGUAGUGGCAAUGGUAUGAGUAGUAGUAGAAGUAGUAUUGAGAGUAGUAGAAAUAGUAGAAGUAGUAGUAGUAGUAG